UUGGGGCUCCCCUAAACCUUUCCCACCCUCAGGAAUCCAAAUCCUUCGCCGUGGGGAUGUUUUUGGGGCGCCUGAACGUGGAGCAGGUGUUCCCUUAUCCCUCAGUCCUGACCCAAGAAGAAGAACAAACCCUGCAAGAACUCGUGACUCCCCUCACCCGCUUCUUUAAGGAAGUGAACAACCCCGCCAAAAACGACGCCCUGGAGAAGGUGGAGGACGAGACCAUGAAAGGGUUAAAGGAGUUGGGGGCGUUCGGGCUCCAGGUGCCCCCAGAAUUUGGGGGUUUGGGUCUCAACAACACCCAGGUGAGGUUGGGGGACCCCAAAAUCGUCUCCCAGUAAAUCCCAGUUUGGCCCAGUUUGUCCCAGUUCCAAAAAAUUCGCCCCAAAUCUUCAAAAAUUUCCCUCAAAUUCGCCCAAAAUCCCCCCAGGAUUCACCAAAUUCCCCCC
Messenger RNA from Cyanistes caeruleus (blue tit), 449 nucleotides. The record is from RefSeq and is a predicted model, not a curated record. Lineage: Eukaryota; Metazoa; Chordata; Aves; Passeriformes; Paridae.